GAUGGUGAACAUUACAGGCUCCUGCACAACGACUUGCGUAUGCGCUGUGGGUGCGGUCGGCUGCAGAACAAAGGGCUGCGGUACGGCCACAGGAGAGCUGUCGCCGCCCGGCGAGUUAACGCUUACUGGCUGUUCCGCCUCCGUGUGCUGUAGCUUGCCGUCGCCUGUAAAAAUGAAAAGAUUCGAUGAAAAGGAGAGCAUAUCAGGAGUUCAGCAGCUGAAAUCUUCAGUGCAAAAGGGCAUCAGGGCGCGUUUGUUAGAGCUUUACCCUCACCUGGAGAAUUACAUCGACCAGGUCCUGCCCAAGAAAGACACUUUUAGGAUUGUAAAAUGUCACGACCACAUUGAGAUCAUGGUGAACAGCGCAGGCGAACUGUUGUUCUUCCGUCAACGCGAAGGACCCUGGAUGCCUACACUGCGAUUGUUACAUAAAUAUCCGUUUUUCCUGCCAAUGCAGCAAGUGGACAAAGGAGCUAUCCGCUUCGUACUCAGUGGUGCCAACAUCAUGUGUCCUGGUCUGACGUCACCAGGGGCGAGAAUGACGCAAGUGGACAAGGGACAAGUCGUCGCUGUUAUGGCUGAAGGAAAGGAGCACGCCUUGGCUGUUGGAUGUACAGCUCUCUCUACUAACGAUAUAGCAAAGGUGAACAAAGGCGUGGGAAUAGAGAACUGCCAUUACCUGAACGACGGACUGUGGCAGAUGAAACCCGUCAAGUAGAGCUCCGAGCGUUUAAAAAAUAUAUUUUACAAAAUAUGUUUAAACUACUUC
Messenger RNA from Hyposmocoma kahamanoa, 769 nucleotides. It is a transcript of the gene MCTS1, whose product is annotated as malignant T-cell-amplified sequence 1 homolog. Gene Ontology annotation, molecular function: RNA binding. The record is from RefSeq and is a predicted model, not a curated record. Lineage: Eukaryota; Metazoa; Arthropoda; Insecta; Lepidoptera; Cosmopterigidae. Bases 2 to 718 code for a protein of 238 amino acids. The transcript is spliced from 5 exons. Gene Ontology annotation, biological process: formation of translation preinitiation complex.